UGGUCGGACGUCAGUUUCGUUUUUCCUCGAGCUACCUAUUCUCUAUAUUCUAUUCCGAUUGCCAGUCGUUAAUCAGGAGGUUGAAUCACCAAGGGUAUGGUCGAGGUUCUAAUGAAAGGGAGGCGAAUGAGUCGGUACGAGGAGCCAGGAGGAGAAGACGAAACUCAAGUUAAAUUGAGAAGAGGAAAUUUAACGAACUUUCCGAGCGAGAACAAGAUGGACGUGCAAUUUUAAUAAAGCCGGUGCUCGCCCGACGGCGAAGUAAUAGACUCGGUGCUGUGUAGUAGUACCUUACGUUCUAAAAUUCGUCGUUAAACCGUCGUUUAAUUUUCUUCGCGGGGGAACGAGAUUAAGGUUGCUUUUAAAAAGUGUUUAUUUGAUCUUCGCUCCAACCGGAGUCAGUGUGUCAAGGAUGUCAGUUACAACAACCCUCAACGUCCCACUGAACCGUCUUGUGAUCUAACCGGGGAGCCUUGAGUUACAGCGCACGCGAACGCCCCGUCCUUGGUAAUUUUGCCCAGUGGCGACGUCCAAACGAAACCCAUCGGUUCCAGCAUCGUCCUCACGUGCACACCGGAUGUCGAGAAACUGGAACUCGUUACGGACAUGCAAUGGCUCGAUCCUCAAAACAGGGUGAUCGAAUCUCUGAACCUUCGCGUAUUGUCGAUCGGCGAGAGCAAUGUGCAAGGUACCACCAAACCGACCAUAUACACGGAAAUGAAUCAGGAUAACAGUCUGAAACUGUUAUUCGAUUCGCUCAAGGAAGAUCAGGAAGGGCAAUACACGUGCAAGGCCAAUUAUGCAAGCAACAUACAACUAAUAAAGACCGUAACGAUCAAUACUAUAAUUGCAAUCACGUGGGACGAUGCACCGUUAGAUCAGUUUCCUAUUCUUGGCGAGGACUACUCGGUAAAGUGCAAAGUUCGCGCGAGACCGUCGCCCUCGGUCGAUUGGCUCUUCAAUGACGAAGUGAUAAGAACCAACGAUCAUUAUAUCAUUGAGACACACGCCCUCAAGAUCAAGAACGUUCAAGAAUCUGACGAUGGUAUCUAUACCUGUCGCGCUUCUGUGGCGACCACCGGAGAACUUAAACGACGCGCUAUUCGUGUGGAGGUCCACGUUAGACCUGUGAUCGAGGAACUGAAAUCUCCGCUGGAAAUAAUCGAGGGGGAGAAUGCCAAUAUAGCGUGCAACGCUAGGGGUAAACCACCUCCAAAGUUCAGUUGGGUUAAAUCGCUCAGGCAGCAAAAUCUAUCGUCUGCCGAUCGAUUUGGGGUUAAUCCUGAUACUGGAGUACUGACUAUCACCAAUGUGAACCGAGAGGAUGCCAGGGAGUAUCAGUGCAUUGCAACUAAUGCGGCAGGUCGAGCUAUUGCCAACAUCCGGGUAGACGUCAUCGUGAAGCCAAAGAUCAUGGAAUUCCUCAACGAGACGGUAGCAGUCGGAAAUGCAACUAGUAUCAGUUGCAGAGCUUUUGGUAGACCUCCUCCCAAGAUCACCUUCAGGAAACACACUUCUAGCAGGCCUUUCGUAAUGGGUAUCCAGUCGGAUGACGAUAGAAUUACUUUGGAGAACGAGUCCAGUGACGUCACUGGCGAAACAGUGGGAACAUUGAAUAUACAGAAGGUCAUGCGCUCUGACGACGGACUUUAUGAAUGCAUCGCGAAGAAUCAGGGUGGUGAUGCCUUCAAAAGUGGCCAUGUCACCGUUGAGUUUCCGCCGUCUUUUACAUCCAUGUCGAAUCAGACUGUCUAUUCCUGGGAACAGAAACCGGUGAAUCUUACGUGCAUUGCCGAAAGCAUUCCCAACGCUACGAUUCGCUGGACUAUGCAUGGUGAUGAGCCUAUUAGGAACUACCCGCAGAUUCGGCAGAUUGGGACUGGACCGAUUUCUGUCCUUAAUAUCGUUCCUAUUGAUAAUCGUUAUUACACCAACUACAAGUGCAUUGCCCAAAAUCGUUAUGGCGCACCGGAACGCAUUAUCGAGUUGAGGGAAGCUAAGAGACCUGGAGAAUUGCUUCAGGUGAAGAUCACGGAAAUCACUGCUACCACCAUCACGUUCGAUAUUAUUCCGCCAGUUACACUCCCGGAUAUGCCAAUCAGGACGAUCAACGUGCAGUACAAGGAGGAAUCGCAAAAUUGGGUUGAGGCUAAGAACAGGACUUGGACUCUUAAUUCCCUCUACGUCGUUGAGAACUUGAAACCGCAGACUCAGUACAAUUUCCGAUUCUCUUCUGCCAAUGCAGUGGGAAGUAGCAAUUGGGCAAAUCAUUUAACCAGAAUGACACCCGUAAAGACUGUUCCAAAUCCCCCCAAGAUGCUCUCGAAGCUGCCAGAGGGUAAAGAUUACGAAGUCUCGAAAUUCAACAGUCAGUACCAGCUGAGGUGGGUGGCACCUCCUGACAAUGGUGAGCCGAUAGACGUCUACCGUAUCAGAUAUUGUAAAACCGAACGAAUCUCUGGCGAGUGGCAAGUUCAAGAAGGUACUUGUUAUACCGUCGACACCAGAAAAACGGAUUACUACCUGAAGGAUCUCCAGGCGGACGCCUACUACAAGGUUGAGCUCAAGGCGCACAACAAGAUUGGCUAUGGCGCUCCAACAUAUCUGACGUUCAAGACCGCCAGAGGUCCAACUGUUAUCACUCACGAGGGACCACUCAUCUCGAGCGCUGCCAUUAUCGGCAUAGUCAUCGCUAUCCUAUUCAUCCUGAUAGUCAUCAUCGACGUGAUCUGCUGCUGCACCCAUAAGACUGGUAUCAUAUUUUACGUCUGCGAACGUUCCAGAAGGAAACCGGUCGACGAGGAAGACGCCAAGCUGGGAAGUCUUUACGGUUGGCGAUUUCCGUUGCCGUAUUGCGACCAAAAAAUGGCCAAUGUCGCCGGGGUAACGGCCAUCCAAGACUCGGGUAGUGGAAAAAAUACCAUUAGAUUGGUCAAACAUACCGCCAUAGAAGAGAAGGAGCCGCUCAAGGAAGAGAAGAAGAUAACGCCGAUAAUCGACUCUGGAUUGCGUCGGGAGACGUCCAUCACCUUCGACGGCAAGAGGUCCGUCUCCAAGACCGGCUUCGUUGGCAAGGACUCGGCCGUCUAGAUAUUCUUCCGGCGUACUAGAUUAUAAAUUGGCAAGGGCCGCCAUCGAGGAUGGAGCAAGAGUAAAUCAUCCACUGGCGAAUAGGUACCCGUCGGCUUCUUAAGGACAAUCCGAAGCAGAAUAAUUCGGCCAAUCGUUGCACGAGGCAAGAUCACGUGGCGGCGCAGCCUUGCGAGGUGAAAUUUUGAAAAAAAUUAUGUCACGAAGAAGUAAAAGGAAACGAGGAGCAGCAACACACAGACACACUGACGCAAGGACAAAAAGAGGAUAUCAGGAAGCAGUUACGUAACACUUGUACUCGCUUUCGGCACGCGAGCGGAAGCGUACUUUUGGCAGAAUCGAGAGAUCAAGGUUUAUUGGUCGGUGGGAGAGAAUUCGCUGAGAAAAGAUAAUAUUGGUAAUAGAUUAAAAACUUUAAGGGAACGAAGAGUCGAUGAAGAUGAGAAAGUGGAAAAAAACAAAUUCGAAUCACAAUUAUCUGUAGUUGUCACAUUUUUAGAGCAUAUUAUGUAACGUGUCCUUGACACUUUUUCUAGUUGACAAUAGUCGGUCCGCUUUUAUCUGUCCUCCAUUUUCUCUUCCGUGAUGCGCGGGAGAUAUGAACUGUACAAAAUUUAGCGCUCAUAUGGAUUGACAUGAAUGAUAAAUGAAAAAUACGUAGAGGUGUGUUUGUCCUAUCCGGGUUAUCGGUAGCUAGUGUUUGAUAACGCUUCGAGAUUGAGGUCACCGUUUAGAUUAUUACGGUCUGGUACGCUGGGUUAUGGAUAUGUCUUUUGGCGCAUUUAAUUACGAAUGCGAUUGCCACGUGUUCGUGGGAAAAAAAAAAAAAAAAACGAAUGCACAAGAUAAUUUUGAUGUUUUGUGUUUAUCUUUCUUUUUUUUUUUCUUCGAAUUUCGGUGUUUACUUAAUAUUCAAAAUUAACGUCUUGCUGCUUAAGGGGCGAGACGAUCGUCUACUUAAUCGCAAUUUUGUAAUGUCAUUAUUGCGACAGCCUGUAUAUAGUUUUGCAAAUUUUCUUCAUUCUGGGACGAUCUUUUAUUCGGUCCAGAUACGUCAGACAAUGCACAUCUUUAUAUUCGCACGGUAGUGCGAAUAUUUUUAUUAUGACAAACUUUCAUGCCAUUUUGUUUUGUAGUUCCAGUUAAUCGAUUGUUUUCUUUAGUUACGUCAUUUCUUUGUAAGACUGAUUCCUUUAAGCAAAACUUAUUAAUCUUAUUACUCUAUACCGGUUAUCUGUAGCGAGGGGUUGUUCUUACUCAUAAAAUAUUUUUAUUUUAAUAAUUUUGUGUAUUACUUCACUUACCAAUUUUGCUUUUUCACUUUGAUACUGUUUUGCGAGCUUUUCUCGCAGGAUUAAGUCUUCGUGUCCUGUGAUGUUUGCGCUUUUUCAACGGUGAAAAUUAUACCGGGAUAACUUCACGUCUGUUUAUUUUAUUUUUAACUGUUAAUUGUAAUUUUCGCAAUUACCGAGCCACACGUUGCUCACAAAGGAAUCCUUUACGAUUGUAUAUUUAUGUUCUGGUCGCAGAAAGAUACACCGCAAGUAGCUCUUACGAAAUGUAUUUUUUAAUUUGACAUUGUGUAUAUUGUGAAGUUUAUCACUGAGGUGUACCGACCUUGAGAACGAUGGUCGACAAAUGCAAUUGUCGCGUUAAACGUAUUCAAAAGAAUUGCCAUUAUUCCGAUAUAAGAUAACUCAACAAUUUUUUAAUAUUACGACUACUGUGUAUACCACUUUUGGAUAAAGAUUUUAGGACUUACGGAUCGAAUUGUUCUCAUUGUCGUCACCUGAAUCUUGAUCAUGAAGAAACUACGUUCCCAAUGACGCUCAAUAAUCUAUAGAAAAAGGACAUUGAUUCUGACCAGUUUGUACCAAAAAAAAUCAUCAAGUAACAAAUGGAAGUCUAUGCGUCAACUGUAAUGUGGCUGGGAUCAUUGUUUCUUCUGACCAUGAUCUUAUCUUUGACAUGAAAAAAAAAAAUCUCUUUAGAUAUAUACAAAUAUAUGUAUAGUGUAAUCGGAAAACAGUGGCAUUUUUGAUAUCAUAUUACUUUGGGAUGAUUAAUAAUUACUUAAUUGUUUGACUAUAUAAUAUAUAUGGUCAUCGGAUAACAAGAUCUUGGGAACCCAGGAUAAAAUUUUAUUGAAAAUCAUUCAACAUGUGAAUACACAAAAGUAUGUGUCCACCCGUAUCCGUAUUUAAUGAUUUUUUCGAUGCGUCAUUAUCAUGCCAGAAGGUGCGAUGAGAUGCAGCAAAGUAAAGAAUACGGUCAUGAUUUAUUUACAAUGAUAUCAAACAAUGCCAUCCUCUCUACGCUAGAAUGGUAAGAGGGCUUUUUGCAAAAACGCAGUUGAAAAUGUGAUAAGUUUUUGUAAAUGCUUGUAAACGUUUUCUCUAACUUUAAGAAACAUUGAAAUUAAGCUUAGGAGAAUCCCAGUAGAUAAUAUAACGGCGUCGUACGUGGAGCGAGGAAAACGCGUUCGUGCGAAAAACUCGCGUUUGAUCCAUUUCUUUCAUUGUUUCCGUGAAAAGAAGAAAGAAAAUUGCUCGUGCGUAUUUCACAAGAGUGUUUGCGGAAACGAUGAAGGAAAUUGUGAAGGCCGCUUUUUUGCGGUCGCGAACGCGAUUUUCUACGCAGGUAGCUUUUUUACGUAAUGUGACAAGUUUUUGCCAAAUAUAGUACUUAUUAGCAUAUAAGUCGGAAUUACGUUAAUUAUGGGAAUUAUUGUCGCGUGAAGGGUGAUGAUGAACAAUAGCUUGUCAAGUUGACGGUUAAUGUUGUCUCUUCGUUGUACCAGCCAGUAUUGUCGGAGAGAGCGAGAAAAAAUGUGAGGAAAGUAAGAGGAUAUAUAGAAUGUAGGAGAUCAGCGCAAGACCGAUGCAGCUAUUUUAUAUCUGUUGCCAAAAUCAAACCCAAGUAGCUUCCCAAAUGAAAAAAAGUAUUAUCGCGCAUCUUCCAGUUUCAAGAACAAUUUAUGACUAAUAAUAUUAUAUAAAAGUUUUUAGGUAUAAGGCAUAUUUUUUAUGUAUGCUUUUUCUGUACGCGAGGGAAAAAAAGGACAUCAAUAAAGAGAAAAACAUUUUCAAAACCAAA
Messenger RNA from Cephus cinctus (wheat stem sawfly), 6186 nucleotides. RefSeq names its product fasciclin-2 (gene Fas2). The coding region runs from base 607 to 3090 and encodes 827 amino acids. The record is from RefSeq and is a predicted model, not a curated record. Gene Ontology annotation, biological process: homophilic cell-cell adhesion; axon guidance; dendrite self-avoidance. Lineage: Eukaryota; Metazoa; Arthropoda; Insecta; Hymenoptera; Cephidae. The transcript has 11 exons. Gene Ontology annotation, molecular function: cell-cell adhesion mediator activity. Gene Ontology annotation, cellular component: plasma membrane; axon.